This is a messenger RNA of Oncorhynchus nerka (sockeye salmon), 916 nucleotides long. Its product is annotated as synaptotagmin-2-like. The transcript is spliced from 4 exons. Bases 53 to 916 code for a protein of 287 amino acids. NCBI's taxonomy places the organism in Eukaryota, Metazoa, Chordata, Actinopteri, Salmoniformes, Salmonidae. Gene Ontology annotation, biological process: cellular response to calcium ion; regulation of dopamine secretion; regulation of calcium ion-dependent exocytosis. The record is from RefSeq and is a predicted model, not a curated record. Gene Ontology annotation, molecular function: SNARE binding; calcium ion binding; clathrin binding. Gene Ontology annotation, cellular component: exocytic vesicle; plasma membrane.
CCAGGUGGAGAAGCUCCAUGAAGAGGCGCGGAGGUUGAGCAAUUGCCUGUCCAUGGGCAGCCAUGUGGAGUUGCUCAGCCUGGAGGACCAGCAGGAAGAGGUGGUGGUGCAGGGCUCCCUGCGCUUUUCCCUCUACUAUGACCAGCUGCAGUCCAGACUGGUGGUCACCCUUCUGGAAGCCUGGGGUCUGCCGGUGAGGGACUUAAGUCGCAGUGUGGACCCCUUUGUGAGGGUCCGGCUGCUAUGGGCCGGACAGGAGAAGGAGAAAGAGGAGCAGUCCUCUCCUUCGCUGCAGUGUGUGCUCCAUGAGUGGCAGUUCCAUAUGGUGAAGGACAGCAGCAGCCCAACGUUUGGGGACCAGUUCUCCUGCUCUCUGGAGGAGGAGGAUGUCCCUCACAUCACCAUCAGGUUUGAGGUUAAAGACUUUGAUCAAUUCUCCAGGCAUAGGAUCCUGGGAGAGGUCAGAGUUCAUCUGUGCGAUAUGGAAAUCUCAUACCCUCUUGAAGUCAUCAAGGACCUACAGGCACCACAGAAGGACCUGGUUGGAGAGGUGCUUCUCUUUACCCUCCAGAGGCUAGAGGUUGGUCUGCUGAAAAUCAGGGCACCACCUCAGCCAAGCAAGAUCAGUGUCCUCUGCAACCAGUUCAAGCUGCGGCACCAGAAGUCCACUGUGAAGACCUGGAGGGAUGUGACCGUCUUCAACGAAGUCAUGAUGUUCACAUUGCCAGACCCACAGAUCAGGGAGUGCUGCAUUGUGGUCUCUGUGUACGAGAUCCCUGCAGCCAAGAAGUCAUCCAAACUUCUGGUUGGCCAGGUCACCUUUGGAAAGGGAAAGAGCUCAGAGGAUGAACACUGGAGUUUGAUGAUGCGAUCAAUUCGUCAGCCAAUAGCAAAGUGGCAUCAGCUCUUAAUCUGA